CGCCCUGCAGGAUUGCUGGUAGCGUGGGGACCGCCAGUGCCCGCCAAUAGGAGUGCCGCCAUCAUUGCCAGGCGCCGUGCUCCACCACCCCACCGGCAAUCGGCAAAGCAAUGAAGCUGGUUGCCAAAGCCUGUUUGAGCGCACAGGGCACCAUCGUGGUGACCAUCGCCUUCGUGCUGGGCGCCCUGGUGUGCUACACCCUGCAGCAGCAGGCGGUGCUGCUGGGCGCCUCGGCCGCCCCGGUCGCCCUCCACCUCCUGCCCGGAGGCGGUGACCGCUUCCACCAGGUCCCCUGCCCCGCCCCGCACCCGCCCAACGCCACCCGCAGAAACCUGGUGUUUGCGGCGGUGGGGGACAGCUGGACGCCAGACAG
Chlorella variabilis is the source of this 373-nucleotide messenger RNA. Its product is annotated as expressed protein. The transcript is spliced from 2 exons. The record is from RefSeq and is a predicted model, not a curated record. The annotation marks the transcript as partial. Lineage: Eukaryota; Viridiplantae; Chlorophyta; Trebouxiophyceae; Chlorellales; Chlorellaceae.